AUGUGUGACGUCGUCUUGGGUUCCCAAUGGGGAGACGAAGGUAAAGGAAAGUUGGUGGACAUUUUGUGUGAAGACAUCGAUGUCUGUGCCAGAUGUCAAGGUGGAAACAACGCCGGCCACACCAUUGUUGUGGGCGAUGUGAAGUACGACUUCCACAUGCUUCCCUCCGGCUUGGUCAACCCCAAGUGUUUGAACUUGUUGGGUUCCGGUGUGGUGAUCCACGUUCCUUCGUUCUUCGAGGAGUUGGAGAAUUUGGAGAAGAAGGGCUUGCAAGGCAGAGACCGUUUGUUUGUGUCUUCCAGAGCACACUUGGUGUUCGACUUCCAUCAGAGAACCGACAAGUUGAAGGAGGCCGAGCUUUCCACCACCAAGAAGUCCAUCGGUACCACCGGUAAGGGUAUCGGCCCUACCUACUCCACCAAGGCUUCUAGAUCUGGUAUCAGAGUUCACCACUUGGUGUCGCAGGAGCCUGAGGCAUGGGAGGAGUUCAAGGUCAGAUACAGACGUCUCGUGGAGUCGAGAUACAAGAGAUACGGCGAGUUCGAGUACGACGCCGAGGCCGAGUUGGCUCGUUACGAGAAAUACAGAGAGCUCUUGAGACCUUUCGUCGUGGACUCUGUUGACUUCAUGCACAAGGCCAUUGCUGCCAACAAGAAGAUCUUGGUCGAGGGUGCCAACGCAUUGAUGUUGGACAUCGACUUUGGUACCUACCCAUACGUCACUUCUUCUGCCACUGGAAUUGGUGGUGUUUUGACUGGUUUGGGUAUUCCUCCAAGAGCCAUCAAGAACGUUUUUGGUGUUGUCAAGGCCUACACCACCAGAGUUGGUGAGGGUCCAUUCCCUACCGAGCAGCUCAACGCUGACGGUGAGACCUUGCAAUCUAUUGGUGCUGAGUAUGGUGUCACCACUGGCAGAAAGAGAAGAUGCGGCUGGUUGGACUUGGUUGUGUUGAAGUACUCCAAUGCCAUCAACGGCUACACCCACUUGAACAUCACCAAGUUGGAUGUGUUGGACACCUUCAAGGAGAUCCAGGUUGCUGUUGCCUACCACCUCAACGGUGAGAAGUUGUCGUACUUCCCCGAGGACUUGAACAAGUUGGCCAAGGUUGAGGUUGAGUACGUGACUCUUCCAGGAUGGGAGCAGGAUAUCUCCAAGAUCACCUCUUUCGAGGCCUUGCCUGAGAACGCCAAGAAGUACUUGCAAUUCAUCGAGGACUUUUUGUCUGUUCCUGUUAAGUGGGUUGGUGUUGGCCCAGCACGUGAGUCCAUGCUUGUUAAGAACUAG
Molecule: messenger RNA, 1284 nt
Organism: Australozyma saopauloensis
Lineage: Eukaryota; Fungi; Ascomycota; Pichiomycetes; Serinales; Metschnikowiaceae
Gene: ADE12
Product: adenylosuccinate synthase
Exons: 1
Coding region: 1-1284 (427 amino acids)
Biological process (GO): IMP metabolic process; 'de novo' AMP biosynthetic process
Cellular component (GO): cytoplasm
Molecular function (GO): adenylosuccinate synthase activity; GTP binding
Source: RefSeq, a predicted model, not a curated record